AUGAUAUCCUCAAAAUAUCUAUUCCCUUUAGGUGUCUUCCUUAUCUUCCUCUUCCCUCUCCAACACGCCUCAAACCCUAAAAAAUGUUCAUCUUCUUUCUUUAGACCAUAUAGAUGUGGACCCUUAGAAGCCCCCAUACGUUUCCCUUUUUGUGACCAUCCAGAAUUCAAUCUCCAUUGCACCGAUCUCAACAAGACAGUCCUAGAACUUCCUAUGUCCGGAACAUUUCUCGUCCGUGAUAUCGACUAUUACAAGCAGCAGAUUUAUAUCAGUGACCCCGAAAACUGUUUGGCUAAACGGCUUUUAACCUUCAACAUGUCAGGAUCUCCUUUCUCUCCUAGCUUCAGUAUCUUGUACACGUUCUUUUCUUGUCCUAAUGAUGUAGUUUUGCCCUCUCCAUAUCGGUCCAUUCGUUGCCUAAACAAUUCUACCGCAUCCUUCUACGCCACUUCUAGUUAUGUUUCUGUAGAGCUUAUGUUUCCUUCUUGUCAGAUCGUGAAGAGAUUACAUGUCCCAUAUAGUUUCGGAGACAUGGAAUUUUCAAGCAUCAUGCUUGAAUGGCUCUCACCAAAUUGCAGAAGUUGUGAAAUGGAAUACUUGAGAUGUGGGUUCAAGAAAAAGUCCUCCCUCGAAGUCAAAUGCCUUGGUGCUAAAAAGCCCGGUCAACUGAGUAGUGGAGUGCUAGCCGUGAUUAUAAGCUUUUCCAUAAUCGGGGCAGUCUCUCUCUUUGGAACUUGUAUUGCUAUCCGCGUCUACAAUUCCCCAAGACAAAGGCAUUCAGCUAUUGCAGCAGCAACGGUACGACAGCAACCAAUAGAGCUUGUGGCGGCGGCGAGGGGUCUUGACCAGUCUACAAUAGAAACAUACAAGAAAGUUGAGCUGGGAGAAAGUAGAAGGCUUCCAGGAACUAAUGGUAUUAUAUGUCCGAUUUGUUUAUCGGAAUAUGCGAGCAAAGAAACCAUACGGCUCAUGCCGGAGUGUGACCAUUGCUUUCACGUGGAAUGUAUUGACGUGUGGCUCAAGCUUCAUGGUUCGUGCCCUCUUUGUCGGAACUCGCGCAAAUGA
Messenger RNA from Raphanus sativus (radish), 1065 nucleotides. RefSeq names its product putative RING-H2 finger protein ATL21B. Bases 1 to 1065 code for a protein of 354 amino acids. Gene Ontology annotation, molecular function: polysaccharide binding. NCBI's taxonomy places the organism in Eukaryota, Viridiplantae, Streptophyta, Magnoliopsida, Brassicales, Brassicaceae. The transcript has 2 exons. The record is from RefSeq and is a predicted model, not a curated record.